Messenger RNA from Lolium rigidum, 501 nucleotides. Its product is annotated as pathogenesis-related protein 1-like. Gene Ontology annotation, cellular component: extracellular region. Bases 1 to 501 code for a protein of 166 amino acids. The record is from RefSeq and is a predicted model, not a curated record. The transcript has a single exon. NCBI's taxonomy places the organism in Eukaryota, Viridiplantae, Streptophyta, Magnoliopsida, Poales, Poaceae.
AUGGAGUACUCGCCGAAGUUAGCACUGCUCUUCGCUCUGUUGUCGGCGAUGGCGGCCGCCGUCGUCACGGCCCAAAACUCGCCGCAGGACUUCGUGGACCUCCACAACGCGGCGCGCGCCGAGGUGGGCGUCGGUCCGGUGACCUGGGACGGCUCGGUGGCGGCGUGGGCGCAGGACUACGCGGAGACGCACCGCAGCGACUGCGAGCUUAAGCAUUCUCCGCCGGGCCGGCCGUACGGCGAGAACCUCUACGGAGGAGCCGGUGGCGGGGCUAGCUGGUCGGCGGCGGACGCCGUGAAUGCGUGGGUGUCGGAGAAGGCAGGCUACGACUACGGCAGCAACACCUGCUCGUUGGAGACGUGCUUGCACUACACGCAGGUGGUGUGGCGCAGCUCGACGGCUAUCGGCUGCGCCCGUGUCGUCUGCGACAGUGGCGACGGCUUGUUCAUCAUCUGCAGCUACGACCCACCGGGCAACUUCAUUGGGCAGAGCCCCUACUAG